AUGGCAGCCUUCUUUAUUGGCAUCAAGGAAGCUCAGAGAUUAAAGGUUGAAAAGUUAUGGGUGGAAUGUGAUUCGGCUUCGGUAGUCUCUGCAAUCCUCAGUUCUAAAAUUCCAUGGAGUUUCCUUCAAGUGUGGUGGUCUGCGACAAGCUAUUUUCACUCCUCCCAGUGGCGUAUAACUCACUGUUACAGAGAAGGAAACACACUUGCAGAUGCCCUUGCGAAACGUGCUGCUACUUCGAAAGUGUCAUGUAUCUGGGACACAAUGCCAAGUUUCAUUCUACAUUCAGUUGUAUGGGAGGCAUUGGGCCGGCCACUUUAUAGAUUUGAGUGA
Telopea speciosissima is the source of this 333-nucleotide messenger RNA. RefSeq lists its product as uncharacterized. NCBI's taxonomy places the organism in Eukaryota, Viridiplantae, Streptophyta, Magnoliopsida, Proteales, Proteaceae. Gene Ontology annotation, molecular function: RNA-DNA hybrid ribonuclease activity; nucleic acid binding. The record is from RefSeq and is a predicted model, not a curated record. The transcript has a single exon. Bases 1 to 333 code for a protein of 110 amino acids.